Frieseomelitta varia is the source of this 1203-nucleotide messenger RNA. RefSeq names its product protein peanut (gene pnut). Bases 16 to 1203 code for a protein of 395 amino acids. Gene Ontology annotation, molecular function: molecular adaptor activity; GTPase activity; GTP binding. The record is from RefSeq and is a predicted model, not a curated record. Gene Ontology annotation, biological process: cilium assembly; cytoskeleton-dependent cytokinesis. Gene Ontology annotation, cellular component: septin ring; septin complex; cell division site. NCBI's taxonomy places the organism in Eukaryota, Metazoa, Arthropoda, Insecta, Hymenoptera, Apidae. The transcript has 8 exons.
AAAGAUACGACGCUUAUGUACCAAAAUAUUAUUUUCAAUAGUGAAUCCGGACUAGGAAAAUCAACUUUGAUCAAUUCGAUGUUCCUCUCUGAUAUAUACAGUGCCGAGUAUCCUGGCCCUAGCCUUAGGGUUAAGAAAACCGUAGCCGUAGAGACUAGCAAAGUGUUGUUGAAGGAGAACGGUGUAAAUCUCACUCUGACUGUCGUCGAUACACCUGGAUUUGGCGAUGCAGUCGAUAACAGCAAUUGUUGGGUACCAGUGAUCGAAUAUAUCGAAUCAAAAUACGAGGAGUUCCUGAACGCCGAGUCUCGCGUUGUGAGACGGCAGAUCCCAGACAGCCGAGUACAUUGUUGCCUGUACUUCGUCGCACCCUCGGGUCACGGUUUGAAACCGUUGGACGUAGAGUUUAUGCAGCGUCUUCACGACAAAGUUAACAUUAUACCUGUCAUCGCGAAGGCGGACACCAUGACGCCAGAUGAAUGUGCUCAUUUUAAGAAACAGAUUUUGAACGAGAUAGCGCAACACAAGAUCAAAAUUUACGAAUUCCCGGAAGUGGAGGAGGAGGAAGAAAAUAAACUGCACAAAGUUCUCAGAGAAAGAGUACCGUUCGCAGUUGUGGGUGCAAAUACUGUGGUCGAGCACGAUGGCAGGAAAGUUCGUGGAAGGAAAUAUCCUUGGGGGAUUGCAGAAGUGGAAAAUUUGGAACACUGCGAUUUCAUAGCGCUGCGAAACAUGGUGAUCAGAACGCAUCUGCAAGAUUUGAAAGACGUGACAAACAACGUGCACUAUGAGAAUUUUCGAUGUCGCACGUUAGCCGGCAUCGGAGUCGAUGGAAAACCAACAAAAGUUUCCAAUAAUUUGUGCCCUCCAGGAGUGAUGAACAGUUUCAUGACAGUGUGGAAUCCAUUGGCUCAGUUGGAAGAAGAGAAGAGGGAACACGAUAAUAAAAUGAAGAAAAUGGAGAUCGAUAUGGAGCAAGUGUUUGAGAUGAAAGUCAGAGAAAAGAAACAAAAACUCAAAGAUUCAGAAGCAGACCUGCAAAGAAGGCACGAACAAAUGCGACGCUCCUUGGAACAGCAAGUGCGUGAAUUAGAGGAGAAGAGACGAGCAUUUGAAGCUGAAAAGUUAGCAUGGGAACAACAGACUGGGCACAGUAUUGAAGAAUUACGUAGGCGCAGCCUAGAAGCUAAUUCAAAAGAGUAA